Molecule: messenger RNA, 2832 nt
Organism: Penicillium verrucosum
Lineage: Eukaryota; Fungi; Ascomycota; Eurotiomycetes; Eurotiales; Aspergillaceae
Product: putative C6 transcription factor
Exons: 1
Coding region: 1-2832 (943 amino acids)
Biological process (GO): regulation of DNA-templated transcription; DNA-templated transcription
Cellular component (GO): nucleus
Molecular function (GO): DNA binding; zinc ion binding; DNA-binding transcription factor activity, RNA polymerase II-specific
Source: RefSeq, a predicted model, not a curated record
AUGAUCCAAACCGUUUCCGACGAAUCGCCAUCGAAAACCCCUGGUGUCAGCUUUGACCUAGGCCAGGAGGAGGCAGCAGCAGCUCUCGAAGACUUUGACACGCAAAGCCAUGCAAGUUCCCGUGACCCCGGUAGCACACAAACAGUCGACCCCGCGGUAGGCGCGGACAACGGCACGCUAGACCAACGAGACGACUCCGGCAACGGCCCGUCCAAUUUUGAACAUCUAAACGAAGACGGUAAACCGGCUUGGAGCGAAAUGAAGACUAAGGCUGGGAAGGAGCGGAAGCGCCUGCCACUGGCAUGCAUCGCAUGCCGUCGCAAGAAAAUCCGCUGCUCGGGCGAGAAGCCCGCCUGCAAACAUUGCACACGCUCAAGGAUUCCGUGCGUGUAUAAAGUUACUACACGGAAGGCGGCGCCGCGCACGGAUUAUAUGGCUAUGUUGGACAAGCGACUGAAGAGGAUGGAAGAUCGCGUAAUCAAGACAAUACCUAAGGAGGAGACGAGGGAUAUGCUCUCGAUUGGAAGAUCGGUUGUCAAGCCUUCCGCCUCGGUUCAGCCGUCAAAAGCACAAAAGAAACGAAGCGCCGAGGAGGCGUUUGCGGCGGAAAUGGAUGAAUGGACUAGUGGGACCGGCCGCCCACCACACGAGACGUUCCCAAUGAAUCGCGAAAUAAAAUCCACCGAUGGGACUGGGCUUCUGACCGAAGGGGCCGAGUUUUUGCCCUCAUUGGAGAUUCAGGAGCAUCUUGCAGAGAUCUUCUUUGAUUGUGUCUAUGGGCAGUCAUAUCUCCUAUUACACAAACCCAGCUUUAUGCGACGGCUUAAAGCCGGCACAACUCCCCCUGUCCUGAUUCUUGCUGUCUGUGCCGUAUCUGCGCGGUUCUCUACACACCCUCUGCUGAAUUUGGAUCCGCCAUUUUUACGUGGAGAAAACUGGGCUAAUCCCGCUGCGGCCAUCGCUCUGAGUCGGCAUGAUGAGCCGAACAUUACCAUUCUUACUGUCUUCUUGCUUCUUGGCCUUCAUGAAUUUGGAACCUGUCAUGGUGGGCGAAGUUGGUCUUUUGGAGGUCAAGCAUUACGGAUGGCAUACGCGUUACAGCUCCACCAGGAGCUUGAUCAGGAUCCAUUACUCAGUCAGACGAAUGGCGCCGGUUCACAGUUGAGCUUCACUGAUCAAGAAAUCCGGCGCCGGACUAUGUGGGCAUGUUACUUGAUGGAUCGGUAUAACUCUUCCGGAAGUCAACGGCCACCUAUUGGGAAUGAAAAGUUCCUACAAAUACAGCUUCCUAUCAAGGAACCUCAUUUCCAGAUGGAGAUACCUGGUCCAACGGAAGAUCUUGACGGCGAUAUCAUUAAUCCUGUUCCUGAGGAUGCAGGCCAAUUAUCUAAUGCUAAAGAAAAUAUGGGUGUUUCCGCGUACAUUAUUCGCGCUAUCGUCAUCUGGGGGCGCAUUGUCGACUACCUGAAUUUGGGUGGGAAAAGAAAGGACGCACAUCCACUUUGGCAUCCAGAAUCAGGGUACACCCAGCUUAAGCGGCAAAUUGAGGAGUUUUCUGCGUCUCUUCCGGCAUUUCUUACCUUCACCUACGAAAAUCUUCAAAUCCACGCAGCGGAGAAGAUUGCAAAUCAGUUCAUUUUCCUCCACAUCAUCACACAUCAAAACAUGCUGUUUCUCAACCAGUUCGCCAUUCCCUUGUCCCCGGGAGGGCGUCCGCCGAGAGAUAUGCCCAAGUCCUUCCUCAGUAAUGCAGGUCGGGCUGCGGUGGAAGCAGCGCAUCACAUUUCAGUACUUUUUGAUCGGGCUUCAGCCUAUCCCCUCACUGUUCCUUUUGCUGGGUACUGCGCUUACUCGGCAAGUACAGUCCACAUCUGGGGAAUCUUCUCGAAGAACGUCCAGCUGGAGGCACGGUCGAAAGAAAACCUCCGGCAUACGUACCGCUAUCUCAAUAAAAUGAAAAAGUACUGGGGCAUGUUCCACUAUAUGGUUGAAAGUGCCAAGGAUCGGUAUCGGCAGUUCGCUGAUGCGGCUAUCAAGGGCUCUGUGGCAAUUCAGAAUGGCGCAUCGCUAACACCCAUGUUCCAAUAUGGUGACUGGUUCGACAAGUAUCCGCAUGGAGUGUCAAGGGUGCAUUGGGAGGACCCCGAUACUCGAGGCAAAGAAACGGGCGAAGACGCAGUCAUGGGCCAAAAACCCGACCUCCAGAGCGUAGAAGAUUUCUUUGCCGGCCUUUCCCCUACUCCACAGCCAAGUCAACCCCGCAAAUCACGAUCUCGCAAGAACAGCAAACUAUCAGAUGGAGCUCCAGGCAUGGACCAGACUUCACCGCAGUCAAUGAUGGAAGUGGCCAUGGGAAACGCCCCGGGUGUUCCAGGCAGUGCAUUCCCACAGCCAUCCAUGCUCCAACAAUCCCGGCCAAUGUCCUUCGGCCAACCACCAUUCGACUUCAGCAUCCCACCAGACCAAUUACCUCAACUAGACCGGCAAUUCGUCUACGGUUCAUUUUCCGACUUUGACCCUACCUCAUUCGUCCCAAACAAUCCUCCAAUCCCACCGCUCAAUGGCGUUGAAACACAAAGUCCAGAUCAAGCACUGUUCACGGGCCAUCUGGACCCAAGUGCCCCUGCUGGGAUGGGCGAGUUCUACCAGCCCAGCGCGUGGUUCCUCCCCUUCAAUCUUGACCCUGUUGGCGGUGGAAACCCACCACCACACGCUCCGCCCCCAGUUCCCAUGUCUGGGGGGAGCAAUCGUGGUGGCACGCCAUCCGGGAUGCCUUCUGUAGAUAUGUCUGGCUUUGGUGGCGCUGGGGGGCAUGCCUUUCGGCCCAUAUGA